Acipenser ruthenus (sterlet) is the source of this 3070-nucleotide messenger RNA. Its product is annotated as neuroepithelial cell-transforming gene 1 protein-like. Bases 238 to 2043 code for a protein of 601 amino acids. Gene Ontology annotation, molecular function: guanyl-nucleotide exchange factor activity. Lineage: Eukaryota; Metazoa; Chordata; Actinopteri; Acipenseriformes; Acipenseridae. Gene Ontology annotation, biological process: positive regulation of Rho protein signal transduction; intracellular signal transduction. The record is from RefSeq and is a predicted model, not a curated record. The transcript is spliced from 12 exons.
CUAUUGUCAGAGCUCCGUUCUCUAGCAACCAGACUCAUCAUUCGUUCCUGAUUGGUGGAUUUUCAAGUUUCCGCCAUUUUCAAACUUCCUUUGGCAGCGGUUUGAAUUGUGUCUUCUUUAAUGUAGCCACUUGUAAAAAAAAAAAAAAAAAACAAUUAUAAUUACCACUUACACUUUCAUGUUUAGUUUUUAGAAUAGUUUUGGUGUCAUAUCGAUCCUGCAGUGUAUUUCUUGUAAAUGGAGGACACGGCAGAUCCCCAGAUCCAAAUUAAAGAGUCAGAGAAUGAGAGUCUGAAACGGAAAGCUGGAUCCAAGAGAAGAAAUUCCUCCAUCAACUCUGAAUCAACUACGCCAGAAAGCAGCAACUCAAAGCGGCCUCCACUCCGACGAGGAAGCUCUUUCACCUUCCUAACUCCAGGGCCGAACUGGGAUUUCACUUUGAAAAGAAAACGAAGAGAGAAAGAUGAUGAUGCUGUUAGUCUGUGCAGUUUUGAUUUUAAGGAGCCAAGUAACAAACGGGUUCGACCUCUUGGAAGGGUAACAUCACUGGCCAACCUAAUCUCACCUGCAAGAAAUGGCGCUGUCAGGCGAUUUGGACAAACAAUCCAGUCCAUCUCAUUUCGAGGGGAAAGCAAAUCACCAAGUGGUUCCCAGAAAUCGUGCAGCAAAACUGCAGCCCCAACCCCACCAAAGAGGCGUAACAGCACUCUUUGGUCUGAGACUCUGGAUGUUUCCAUGAAAGGAAACUUUUCAGCUAAAGAAAUCAAGAGACAGGAGGCUAUUUUUGAACUGUCUCGAGGGGAAAAAGAUUUAAUCGAAGACCUCAAGUUAGCUAGGAAGGCUUACCAUGAUCCCAUGCUGAAGCUGUCUAUUAUGUCUGAGGAAGAACUAACUCAUAUCUUUGGGGAUCUGGAUUCAUAUAUCCCUCUGCAUGAAGAUCUUCUGGCACAACUUACAAAGGCAACAGGUCCAGACGGAACUGUGGGGCAAAUCGGUCACAUAUUUGUAAACUGGUUGCCAGGCCUCAAUGCUUAUAAAGCGUACUGCAGUAAGCAGCUUGCAGCAAAGACACUCCUGGAUCAGAAAAAGCAGGACCGCAGAGUACAGGACUUUCUCCAGCGCUGCCUGGAGUCUCCAUUCAGCCGCAAGCUGGACCUCUGGAGCUUCCUUGACAUUCCACGAAGCAGACUGGUUAAAUAUCCCCUGUUGCUGAAAGAGAUUUUAAAACACACUCCCAAUGAUCACCCAGACGUGCAGAGCCUGGAAGGAGCGAUUUCCAUAAUCCAUGAAGUUCUUUCUGGUAUCGAUCUUAAGAAAGGUGAAUCUGACUGCCAGUACUUUAUUGACAAACUCGAGUAUCUUGAUGACCGACAGAAGGACCCGCGUAUUGAAACAAGCAAGACAUUGCUCUGUCAUGGAGAAUUACGGAACAAAAGUGGAACGAAACUUCAUGUAUUCUUGUUCCAAGACAUCUUGAUUUUCACUCGUCCGGUUACCCGCAAUGAGCAGCAGUGUUAUCAGGUGUAUCGUCAGCCCAUCCCAGUGCAGGACCUGGUUCUUGAAGACCUGCAGGAUGGAGAUGUCAAAAUGGGAGGUUCCUUCAGAGGAGCUUUUAGCAACUCAGACAAAGCUAAACAUAUUUUCAGGGUGCGAUUCCAAGACACAACUCAGGGUCAGUCCCAUACUUUGCAAGGCAGCGAUAUCUUCCAUAAGCAACAGUGGCUCAACUGUAUCCGUACUGCUAUAGCAGCACACCAAACGGCCCAGUCCCCAACAAGAGAAAGGGAGCUCCCACAGCUUAAUGAGGAACCAGAAUGCUGUUCCCCUCAGGCAAGGAACAUCAAAGUGAAGAGGCUGUCAUCUACCCUUUCUGGCAUUGUCCAUAUGGAGGCAGAUGAAAACACUUCCGAGACUGCUUCUAUUGAGGACACCACAGAGGAAGUUGAAAAUGUACAAACUUCAGUUUGCAAAAAAACAUCUAUAAAGAAAACAAAAAAAGAAAAGUCCCGGUCAAUAGGGAAAAGAAAAGAAACUUUGGUGUAAAUAAAAGCCAUUGCUGGAUAAUAUUGUAAUAUUCUUUUAAUUGUUAUGUUUUUCUUUGUAUAUAUCUUUUUAAUGGCAGCUAAUUCAAUGCAGGCAUCUGUAUGGAAAAAAACUUAGGGUCUGUUUUAGGUUUGAUGAAUCGCUACAAUGUGGUAAGUGUUCAGGGGUUAGACUAGCUGAUUCAUUCACGUUUUAAAUUGUUUGAGAAAUGUAAAUAAGUGGACAAGAUUUUAAGUACAGACCCCAGGUUCAAUAGUUUUUAGUGGAACACACUCUUUCAAAAGUAUUUGUACAUUCCUUAUUGUACAGAUUUUAUCCUGCCAAGCCAUGAAUUUACUAUAUUAGUUAUAUAUAUUUUUUUCAUUAAAUUAAAUGUAGAAUAUUGUUAUUUUUCUUUUUUCUUUUGUUCUUAAACAAUCAGCAGGUUUUAUUUUUUAUAGAACACUUGUCCUUUUUAAUAUGGUAUUUUUUUACUGAAAAUUAUAAACUGAGCCACAGUGGGUUUGAGCGAACAGCUAUAAAACAGAUCAAACCAUCCAAUGUAGUGGCUUGCAUGAGGAUUUUUUGUUGUUAUUGCAGGCAUGUAAAAUGCUUUUUGUUUGGAACUACUGAGAGAGAACUGCCAUUUAAAUGUUUGAAAUAAAGAGGUAAACUGGUAUGUACAGAAGGUUAGCGAGGAAGAUAAAAUGGAAGGGGAAAAAAUGGUGUACAUUAAAAAUGAAUUGUAAUUACAAAAUAGAACUAAAAGGUUUCUGUGCAAAUUGAUCAGCAUGUUAAGAAUACAAGCAUUGUGCUUUUUAAAAUGUGUUUUGCUUAUAUGAGGGAUUUCAUUUUGGUAUAAAAAGCUAAGAAGUCAUGCGAAAAAAGGAUGAAAAGGGUAUGUUGGGGAAGAUGAGUUUUGUAGAAAGAUGUGGCAUGUUGUAACUUGGACUGUAAAUAUAUGGAUGUUUAUGAAGGGGCAGUUCUCUAUGUGGUGUACAAUAUCAAAUUAUGAAGUACAAUAAAAUUCUAUGUAAGGAAACAUUUA